UGCCGUUGGUUCACUUUGACGUCAGCUCUCACUGGGACCCGCCCGCUCGCCCAAGUGGCAGCACUGAGUGGCGAGAGAUAAUCCUCGGCUCCGCCGCAGACACACACACACACACACACACACUCACACACACUGAGCUGCUGCCUCGGGAUCCGGAUGCGGCGAGGCAUCCUUCGGAUCGUGCUCCUAGCUCGGGCCCCACCGCACCGGACAACUUAGCGGGACGACGAUGGCGCUCGCCUCGGCGGCUCAAUCUGUGGCUGCUGGCCGCGCGGCGGACCGGGCGACGCGGUCAAUGUGACAUCCGCUCGCAUCGCUCGCGUUGAGUUCAUUGUGUCCUGCACAGACGCAGAGCAGCGAUUCGCCGGGAAGAUGUUGAGCCGAUUCAUGAGCGGCAGCAUCAGGAACCUCGAGCGGGAAUACAGCUGCACCGUCCGACUGCUGGACGACACGGAGUACACCUGCACCAUCCAGCGUGACGCAAAGGGACAGUAUCUGUUUGACCUCAUCUGCCACCACCUCAACUUGCUGGAGAAAGACUAUUUUGGCAUCAGAUAUGUGGAUCCGGACAAGCAGCGGCACUGGUUGGAGGUCACGAAAUCGAUUGCAAAGCAAAUGAAAUCUCAGCCUCCGUUCACCAUGUGUCUGAGAGUCAAGUUCUAUCCUCCUGAUCCUGCUGCUCUGAAGGAGGAAAUCACUCGAUAUUUUGUCUUCCUGCAAAUCAAGAGAGACCUCUACCACGGUCGUCUCCUGUGUAAAACCUCGGAUGCGGCCAUGCUGGCUGCCCACAUCCUUCAAGCUGAGAUUGGUGACUACGACCCUGGGAAGCAUCCUGAAGGUUAUAGUUCCAAGUUCCAGUUUUUCCCUAAACAUUCUGAGAGGCUGGAGCGCCGGAUCGCCGAUAUACACAAGACAGAGCUGAUUGGACAGACACCUGAAACAUCAGAGCGGAACUUCCUGCAGAAAGCCCAGAUGCUGGAGACAUAUGGUGUUGAUCCGCAUCCGUGCAAGGACGUGUCGGGGAACCCGGCUUUCCUCUCCUUCACACCGUUUGGCUUCGUGGUGCUCCAGGGAAACAAGAGGGUUCAUUUUCUCAAAUGGAACGAAGUGACCAAACUGAAGUUUGAAGGCAAGACGUUCCACAUACAUGCAAAUCAGAGAGAGGACCUAAAGAUCAUCUUGACAUACUUCGCACCCACGCCGGAGGCAUGCAAGCACCUUUGGAAGUGUGGCGUAGAGAACCAGGCUUUCUAUAAGCUCGAAAAGUCAAGUCAGGUUCGUACGGUGUCCAGCAGCAACCUGUUCUUCAAGGGCAGCCGUUUUCGUUACAGUGGGCGAGUGGCAAAAGAGGUGAUGGAGCAGAGUGCCAAAAUCAAACGCGAACCUCCAGAAAUACACAGGGCUGGCCUCGUGCCCAGCAGAAGUUGUCCAUCCAUCACACACGGACCUCGCCUCAGCAGUGUACCGCGCACGCGACGGAGAGCUGUGCACAUAUCUAUCAUGGAGGGUCUGGAGUCCUUGCGAGACAGCGCCCACUCUACCCCGGUGCGUUCAGUGUCCCACAGCGAGUCCUUUCUACCGCGCUCCCGGAGCCAGGCCACCGACGCCAGCGACAGGACAGCAGUGAUCUCGGACGAGGCCUACAGCCCCUCCGACAGCGUGCUGCCCACCCCGGUGGCCGAGCACAGCACGGAGCAGGCUGGCUCGCGCCAGGUCAACGGGGCGCCGUGCAGCAUCGAAGAGGAGAAGGAGUCGGAGGCGGGCACCCCCACACUCGCUGUGGGGGGGGACUUUGGUGAGGAGGGUGCAGGGGGGGAUUCGGCCCUCAGCGAGGUGGAACAGGUGAAUAAGUUUGUCUUAAGUGUCCUCCGCUUGCUCCUUGUGACCAUUGGACUCCUCUUUGUCUUGCUCCUCCUCCUCAUCAUCCUCACCGAGUCAGACCUUGACAUCGCAUUUUUACGUGAUAUCCGCCAGACCCCCGAAUUUGAGCAGUUCCAUUACGAAUACUUUUGUCCCCUCAGGCGGUGGUUUGCCUGCAAGCUCCGCUGGGUGGGCGGGUGGCUCAUUAACAAGUGAGGUUGAGGUCGUAGAGUUCGUAAGCCCGAUCGGGGGUCUGAGAAGACGGUUAGGACUGCGGAGUGGUGGAGGGCAGCUCCGUCCCGACCAUGAACCCUGCUUCUCCCAUCCUGCUCCUGCAGACAUACAGCCUGGACCACUCCUGGUAACACCGCGCCAGGUUCUCUCUCCCCCUCCUCCACUUUAAGUUACCACCCGAACACCCAACCUCCACCCACCCGUUUUCUUCUUUUUUCUUUUUCUUUUCUACAAAGCCAGAGGACAUUUUUUUUUUUGUGCUUUUUAUUUUGCAUUUUUUAAUUUUAAGUGAUUUCAGGUAUCUUUAUUUUUUCAAAUAACUCAAAGGAAAAAAAUUGAAACUGAAAUUAAAGAACUGAAGAAUUUUAAACAGUUCCUUUUACAGGAACAGGGAAUUUUGUGGCAAUGGAUGAAAACUGCAUUCAGUUAUUAUUUAUUGCUUUCAGACAUAUAUUUUCAUUAGGAAAGGAGAUGAAACAGGAAACGGAGAAAGUUGUCAUUAAUAGAUGGAAGUGAGUUAGGUUGAGAGACGACAGUCCUGCUGCUGUGAAGUAUAAGUGAGGCAAAGUGGUAUCAAAUCUUUUGAUAUGGAUCCAUCCCCAUCAGAAGUCCCCGAGGCGAACAGCAGGAAGAAGGAACAACUGAACAAUCUGUCAGGGACGAGAGUGAAGGUUUGUGACGGGGCAAUUACCAAAUGCCUUUUUUCAGAGGAUGUUGAAGACUUUUGUGAAUUGUUUUAAGACACAAUUACACUUCAGUAUACGAGGGUGUACAAAGUAAACUGGUGACGAUGAGGUUGUUUUUCUAACGUUUUAUAAGGAUACAGUCAAAUGAACAAGUACCAAUAGUGUUAUGUGUACUAGUAGUGUCAGAUGAGGUUAGACAUGAAGAGCAGAGAUCCACUGGCACCAGUGGAUAAUAGUCUAGAUAGAUGAACGACGAUCAUAUGGUUUUAAUAAUGAAGUCAUUUUUCAAAUGUGCUCAUUUGUUCUGUUUUUUUUUUCUCUCCAGUUAAUUUUAAUUUGCAUUUUCUCAUCAAGUUGAAAUUCAAUGAAUUUCAAGUAUUUCUUUGUAUGAAGAGUUUAUGAUUUAUUUUUGGUUUCAUAUCAACCAUGCUCUUAGGUUUAUGUACCAUACCAUAUUAUUAUUACUAGAGUAAGAGUAAUGAUGUACUUUUUGUACAAAUUAGUUUGUUUCUUAAUAUAUAUUGACAGGUUUCCAUGUAUAUUUUAACAGAACUGAAAAUGUUAUUUUGUUAUUGAAGAUUAAAUUAUACUUUUUUUAGCACUGUGUUUCAAGUAAGGUCAGAAGCAUUCAUGGAAAUGAGGAAGGGGUCCCCCCUAAAAACAGGGUUUUUAUCCAGAUCCACACAAGACUGAUCACAACUCACAAUCACUCCACCAGCAGUGAGUCAGUCUUCAACAUAUGCGCAGCUUAAAACAUGUAUUUUUACAUACUGAAAACAUGGAGACAACAUUAAACCACCGCAAAUACCAAAUAAUCCAAAAACACAUUUUCAACUUUGGUAACUUUACCAUUUCAUAUUGUACUUGAAGAGUUUGUAGAGACGACGUGAGCCUGACCAGUGAUCCCAAGUAAAAACUCUGACUGAAUCAAAUGAUUGAAUCAAAUUAUCAAUAAACUGAUUUCUUGUCAAAUUAUCAAUUAUCAGUUGAUUGAUCAACUGAUAAUAGGCAGAUGGAACCAUUUGAGCGAGCUUGACAAACUACAGGAUGUGAUGAUGAUGAUUUCUGAUUCACCUCAUGGGUGUUUUUUUUCUGAACUAUAUAACUUUAUUCCCUUGUUUUUUUUCCCUUUUUAAUACCAGCCCAAACUAAAGCAGAUACCGAUAUAUUUACAAUAAGCCAUUAUUGUAAUAAUAAUAUCUGCCCUUUGAUUGGUCGGUCAGGCUCUCUACUCUUUUGCCUCAGAGCUUCAGGGAGCGAUUACUGUCACAUCUGCUGGAUUCUGGGUAAAAUCUGUUUUUGUAUUGCGUGUCUACCCCCUGCACCAAGUGCAGGUGUCGAGUGUUUGUGUGUCUGUAAGUAGGAAUGGAAAUGCAAUUGAAGUUGACACCAGCGGACGUUUAGACAGAGUGAAUUUGCCGUAAAGGCGUGAAAUGAAAGGAGGUGAUGGAGAGGACUGAGGGAGAUGAGACGUUCAAGUGAUCUGUCUGCGUCUUUUCAAGUGGGAUUUAAAAACCAAAUGGGGAAUGGAAGGGUGACUCAUCACUCUAAUGGCUGCACAGGGCUGCUUGUCUUUCUUUUCUUUUUCAUGUCUAUCUCAAACCCCCCCCACACCCCUACUCCACCAGCACCUGCAGCUGCUCCACCAACAGCCAGACGGUGCUACAUGUACCUUCUCUCUUUGCUCCUGUGUAAUCCGAGCCGGUCAGUCCUCGGCUGAACUGCAGUCCUGAACUCUGGCGUUGUGGCUGGAUCCACUCCUCAAGAUCGGUAUCCCUUCACAAGCCCAUAGUCAUCUGCGGUGUAAGGAACAGCACCAACGUUUCCCAGCACGGUACUGGAGGAAAGCAUAUCCCAUCACCAGAGCCACAUUGGACAGCAACCUGUUGAAUGCAGCAGUUUAUUUAUACGAAAUUCUUCGUUUUUUUUAACCUCGGAUCCAUGAAUAGCAGACGCGAAGAUGAUGCACAUUUCUCCCACCAAGGUGUGGGGAAGGGGGGGGGGGGGCGUGUGGACUUUUGUGUACUUCAUAUUUAUUACUGACAUAAAGGUCGACAUGACUGGCCAGUGUGCAGCCAGACUGAGUUGUUGUUUUUUUUUAAAGGUCAGUCUGCAAAGGUGUUCCUCAUACAUCAGGUUAGGUUUACACAUAGCCUUCAUGUAGCUUCAGUGGUCUCUCUCUCUCUGAACAUGCAACAAUAAAAAACAAAAACCAAGGCAGCAUUAUUCAAGGAGCAAUAAUCCGCCGGAAGAGCAAAAAGGAUGUGAUUUGCAAACGUAUGUGUAUGAAAAUCCAAUGAUGACUAUGUCCUUCCUGUUUCUAGAAAACCACUUAACAAAAUUGCUGUUGUGCUGUACCUCUUAACGACGAUGUGACCACUGAGACACAUUCAGUAAUAUCUUUAUUUCAUACAGAAGUCCAUUUUCCUUCGAGAUGCUCCUGUGUGGACGUUUGUUCUGCUGCUGUUCUCAUUGUUGAGUGACAGAUUGUUCCCUGUGCCUGGACCCCGACUCGACAAGUUUACCCGAGCGGCAAGAGAUGGAGGAACGGAGAGCGAUGAGAGAUGACAUCUCAAUCAACCACACACACACACACACACACACACACACACACACACUGCUCCUCCGUCCUUAAAUGUCCCAGGUCGAGGGGGAAAACUGUUCGUCUCGGAAUCUGUGAUGUUACUCUGGGAAGCCCAAAACUCGGUGUCUUAACCUGACUACACGUUUAUAUUACAGUUGUCAUGUUUACAUAUUCUACUAUGAUUUUUACGUCAUGGGAGAUGGCUACAGUUUGGGCCACGUGUGUGACUUUGGAUAAUCGAGUGUCAUCCAUGGUUUAUAUGUGAAAAUACAGCUGAUCCAUCCAGCCCCCGAAAAGCAACAGUGAAGGUUAAGCCCUGUGGUACAUUGGAAGAUGAAGCAUUGGUUGUUGUGUUUAAAUUUAAAAUACAGUGGGUGCACUCAAUAACAGAAACACUCGUGUCAUUAUGUAAUUCUUUAAAAACAAACAAAUCCUGUACUUAUGAAACCGAUGAUAAAUUGAGGUGGUGUCAAAUAUGUUAGGGUCAUUUACGGUUAUAGUUUGUGGAGAUAUUGCACUGAGGUGUUCUUGUUAUUUUGUCUACUCGCUGUUUUUGCAUCGAGUUCAAAGUAAAGAGUUUAAGAAAAAAGAAUUCAUGUUUGAGAUAAUCAGGGCUAAAGUUUCAAUUUUCUAAUUGUCUGAGAUUCAAACUUUCUUUUAAAGGGGUUUUUGUUACUAUUUUGUGAUGGAGAUUAAUAACAGUGUGGAUGAUCAAAAUCAAGUGAUUCAUACAAAAUGAGCUACUUGAAUUUUGUUUCUGGCCAUAAUCCUUAACACGUUAACGUGGAUGAUGCCUGUAGAACUGAGGGGCCUGUGACGAGCGAAGACAUCUUGAUCUGCUUUCUGCCUCCACUCUCAUGACCGUGCACACACGUCAUCAAGUGUGUAUUGACACACGCCCAUGUCAGGUUGAGUUGUCAUUCUAUCCUAUUAGGAGCUUGCUAUUUAAUUACGUUAUAUUAUAUAUUCAUAUAUAUAUGUAUAUAUUCAUAUAUAUAUGUAUAUAUACAUAUAUAUAUAUAUAUGUAUAUAUAAAUCCACGUGCCAAAUCCAGCUCUUCUUCAGUCCGAUCCAUUCCGAGUUCAUUUGUACUGUCGUUACCUUCCGUCGGUAUAACAUUUUGUUUCUCUCCAAUAGUCCCCUGUAACUGGUGCCAUGAAAUGAAACUAUUCAAACGUGAAAUAAACAUUGAAUAAAAACCUGA
Molecule: messenger RNA, 6568 nt
Organism: Scophthalmus maximus (turbot)
Lineage: Eukaryota; Metazoa; Chordata; Actinopteri; Pleuronectiformes; Scophthalmidae
Product: FERM domain-containing protein 5
Exons: 14
Coding region: 373-2076 (567 amino acids)
Cellular component (GO): cytoskeleton
Source: RefSeq, a predicted model, not a curated record